AGCGCGUGGUAGUUAGCUCACUCCACCAUACUCACUCACCUUCGCCCGGUAGACGUUGUCUUUGGUUGAGCACCGACCACUGCAAUGUCCGGGAAAUGUGACAGCAGUGAAGAAAACGCAGGGAGGACCAGAUAUAGGAUGAAAUGGACUAAUCAGACCUAUGCAGGCACCGGCAUUGUCUUGGUGUGCAUGCUGUCCGUGGUGUUGGUCGUAUAUGCUGUGGGAGAAUUUCCAGCUUCACCAAGCCGCGAUAGCAAGGCGCAAGCCGUCUCGUCAACGGACGCAGCGAAGGCCUCUACAGCCUCUUCAGCUGACAACGAUCCUUCAACCGUUUCUACUGGCCGGACUCCUGUUACUAAACGCUCACCAGCUGCUGCAGCGCGGCUGGCCCUCGCAGCUCGGGACAAGCGCAAGCACCCUUUUUUCUGUGCUGCCGGGCAGUACGCCUCCAGUCCUCGAGUUUACCCCAGGGACGGUUUAUGUGACGUCAUCUUCUACACGCACGUGUCCAUCCUGGAAGAAGUAAUCAGCCCCACAAACCCUGCCAGCUACGAAGCUUUCCGAAACAUGGCCCAGAAGGCUCAAAAGACGGAAUAUGGAAUUUCUUUACAUGCAAAAUAUCUAGCGUUGACCAUAAAUGACUUCAAUCACGCGCGCAAGGAUUUACUGUUCCGGUCGCUGUACAAGCUAGGGAUUCGCCACCACGGUAUUCUCAACUUCGACGGGUUUCAUGACGAGAGGGAGGCCCUUCUCCCGAGUGUCACAAGCGUCCUUAAGUUCCUGAAAAGCCUGCAGACGGCCGAGAACAAGAACUACGCGAAGAAUCCAAACUUUCUCGUUCUUGGCACCAAGAUUGUGUCUUACGACAUCCUCCUGAAGAUCAAGGAUUUCCGUGCAUUCCCUGCUGACUUAAAGAAAUAUGAGGGUUUGGCAAUUAACGUGCUGCUCGUCAACACUGCGCUGAACACGUCGCCUACAAGCGUCAGCGUCCCUCACCCUGUGUGCUACAAUGAUCCACCGACUGUCUGGAGGUCCUCGACGCCGCGACGGCAACAAUCUCCGUCAUUUUUAGGUGCCGUAGUGAAUAUGAAGGCGGCAAAUAUCAGUAAAUCCAUGGUCGUCCUCUUCGGCUUCACGAUGCUUGUCAAGUUUUAUACCAUGCCAGCGAUGCCGACAGAAAAGCAUGCCUUCAACCUCAAGUGCAAAACUUACUCUGCUGUCCCUUACAACCAGAUAUGCGAUCCCGACGCAAAAGCCGAGACGGACAAGGCGACCAAGACAGCGGCCGAGAUAGCUUUCACCUCUGCGCAUCCAAAACUUCCGUACUAUUUCUCCUGGGAUACGGGCGCGACUAUCACGGAGAAGAUUUCAACGAAGAGAAAAGGAAAGAUAAAUUCACAACGGCUCAUAGGCUGAGCAGGCGUCAGCAGUCUGCUGCUGCGUCGGAUUCUCCCGCAACAUGGCCGGCGCAGCUCAGUUCAACGAAAGCGCAACAGGUGGCGCUCAUUUUUGAAAAGGGUCACAGGCACAAGGGGCAAUGUGUGAUGACAGCUACCUUUCGCUUUGUGUUGCAGAAGAUGACUGCUUGUGUGAUGGUCAAGGUGUCGUACAGGUCGCACAGUGUGUCAAAUUUCCAUUCCUCCCUUUCGACAGCGACAAAGAACUGUCUGAUGCCCUCAAGUGUCAACUCAUCACUGUUUGAACGGACAAUCAUCAAGAAAAAUCAGACAAUAGGAACGAGUGAGGUAUCACGAACCAUUUCAACCAAAUGGUGCAUCAGGCAUCGUAACAUACCGGCUUGACGUGAACUUAUUCGUUCCAAAAUAGCCAUAUUCGUGAGAUCCUUACAAGUU
Ornithodoros turicata is the source of this 1853-nucleotide messenger RNA. RefSeq lists its product as uncharacterized. Lineage: Eukaryota; Metazoa; Arthropoda; Arachnida; Ixodida; Argasidae. The coding region runs from base 85 to 1416 and encodes 443 amino acids. The transcript has 11 exons. The record is from RefSeq and is a predicted model, not a curated record.